AUGCCUAGCCCAGUAACUGAAGGCGAGGCGGUGGGGACGGACGCCAAAUGGUGGUGGGAACCAUGGAAAACUAUGGCGGACCUGGCCGAAGCCGUUGACGACCUCAUAUGCAGCUUCGACUAUAUGGACACGGCCAUGGACAACCUAGUCAUGUUGAUAUUCAUCUGGAUAGUGUUCUCGAUCAUACUGCUGGGCAUCGCGAAGUGGGCUUACGGCAGGUUCGGCGGCAAGCCGGCGGAAGCCGAGAAGUCGGCCAAGCCGGUCGACGAGCCCAAGAAGUCGACCGCGAACGAAAUCAUCACCAGCUCGGACAGCGUGCUGGCGACCAGCGCCAAGGUCAAGAGCGGCUCCUUCAAGCCGGCCAAGACGAGCUUCGUGCCGGCCACCCCGCCGAACAAGAAGCGCCUGGGCCGCAUGUCCCCGGGCCCCGAACAGCUGACCCUCAGGAAGCACCAAAGCGUCGUAGUGCCGACGUGCACCGGCGCGGACCCCGUCAGCGUGACCUGGGUCAACGAGCUACUUACUUGGUUAUAUAACGACCUAGUUAUAGUGAAUGAACUAGUGCAACAAUGGAUUGUCUCUAUGAACGAGUUCUCCAAGCGGUCCGUCGAGGAGCACGGCAUCGGCGUGGAGUUGGUGCGAGCCCUCGACUGCCACCCGCCGAAUGUCUCCAACGUGUUCUGCGAGUGCGACUCCAAGGAUGAUGUCACCAUCACCUGCGACUGCGAGGCGACGCCGGCCUUCCAACUGAAGGCGUUCAGCCAGCGCGGCGAGAAAGUGGAGGUGUCCCACUACCGCGUCAAUGUCAACAGGUUCCGGGCGCGUCUCAACGUUGUCUGCAUCACGGACAAGCUCACCGGCGAGUUGAAAUGCGACGGCUGGCCCGAGGUCAAAGUGGCACUGGCCCCCGUUGGACCCCUGAGGCCCAAUGCCACGGAGAGCAACCUCCAGCAAAUCGUGAGCGACAUAGUGGUGAGCGCCCUCCGCAACACCCAGUUGCAGUUCAACCUCGCGCCGUACCCCACUUGCCCGAGGCUGCGCCGCUACGCGCCGGAGUCGGCGCCGCGGCUGCCGCUACACUACGACUCUAUGCUGCAGCAGGAUAGGCACAUGUACACGUCCACGCCUAAUUCCACCGCCGGCUCCAUACGGCUUCUGGGCGACAAAAGACUCCUCGUCAAGGUCGUAGGCGCCAAGGAUUUGGGAGGCAAGUCUGGCUGCUUGGCGCCGUACUGCGUGGUGGAGAUGGACGAGCCCCCGCAGAGGAAUCAGACCGGCUUCAAGAAGGACACCCUCUCGCCACAGUGGGAGGAGCACUUCCUAUUUGACCUGUCGCCACAAACAGCGGAAUUGCUCUUCGAGGUGUACGACCGGGGAACGGCCGCCACUCCUGGCGGGACGGAGCACCACAGGUUCCUGGGCCUGGGGCUGGUGGGGAUCGACGAGCUGCUCGCGGCCCCUUCCCAGCGGCAGCAGAUCGCGUUGCAGACGAGGCCCAUGGAGGAACACGACAUCAGCGGAACCCUCACUGUGGAGUUCCUGUUCAUCGAGGGCGCCGACAUCCCCGACCUGGGCUCGAAGCCGUUCAAGAUCAAGGAGAGCCUCCGCACCCUAUCGCCGCAGGGCCAACUCACCACCACCACCAAGACCAUCUUCCAGCAGAAUGGCCAGGACAACUCGCAGCUGACCGAGUCGGCCUUAAGGGAGUUGGAGCUGAGCCCCACCAGCGCUGCGAACAAGUCCACCCUGAUCAUCCACUCUGUGCAGCGGGAGCCGACGAAGUCAAUAAAGGUGGAACUAACCGACUCCGGGAAGUUCGUCGAAGUGGAGAAGGAGGCGGCCGCAGAGGAGAAGCAGACGGAGAGAGAGGGGGCGCCACCGGCGAGGAAGUCCACUCCGAACCAAUCGCCCGCGAAGAGCGUGAGAAUAAAGGAGAACGGAGCCAAGCCAAACGGAGAGACGGUCGACCCCCCCAAGCAAGGCGACUACGUGAACAAACAAGAGAACAGCCAAGAGAACAAUCCGCCUGAACCGGCGCCGAGGAAACGCCGGAGAGACUUCUUCGGAACUAUAAAGAGAAGACUGGGCCGCUCCCGCACCCGUGGCGCCUCGCUGGACCUCCAGGACUCGGAUGUCGAGCAGCGGCUCCGCUCCGUCAGCGCCGAGAGGAACACGCACGACAAAGUGCUCGCUCUGCCAAACAGAAACGUGUACUCGGCGGGCGCUUCGCCCGCACAAUCCGGUGACGAAUCGAGGACCUCUCGGAGGUCCUCCCUCAGCGAAGUGUCCGGCUUUAGCACAGCGUCCGCGCGCACCUUCAUCCACGAGGCGUCCACUUUGGUCCUGGAGACCAUAGAGGCGGGCAUCAAGAAGCACUACCUGGUGCCCCUGACCAUCGCCCAAAGGUCGAGGUGGCGGCGGAAGGGCGUCAAGCUGCACAUCUUCAACGAACACACCUUCAUCGCUAAGCACCUUAGCGGUGGCACGGUGUGCGAGGUGUGUGGCAAGAACGUGGCGCGGCGGCUCGGCAAGCAGGGCUACGAGUGCCGCGACUGCCACAUGCGCUGCCACAAGCACUGCCACGUCAAGGUCACCGCCGUCUGCCCCAACUCCACCGUGCAGAACAUGGAGCUGGCUUACAUCUCGUCGCCAUACACGGAUAAGAAUAUAAGAAUGUUG
Iphiclides podalirius (scarce swallowtail) is the source of this 2679-nucleotide messenger RNA. Lineage: Eukaryota; Metazoa; Arthropoda; Insecta; Lepidoptera; Papilionidae. The record is from the annotation of a GenBank genome assembly.